Messenger RNA from Anopheles stephensi (Asian malaria mosquito), 2903 nucleotides. RefSeq lists its product as uncharacterized. Bases 850 to 1494 code for a protein of 214 amino acids. The record is from RefSeq and is a predicted model, not a curated record. The transcript has 5 exons. Lineage: Eukaryota; Metazoa; Arthropoda; Insecta; Diptera; Culicidae.
CCAAAACAGGUACGCACAUAACUCAGUCAGUCGGUCGAUCGUGCGGUCGUGCUUGUUUUCUUUGUGUUGCCCUGCUGCUGCUGCUGCUGCUAUUAUUCCGCAAGACAGCCUUCAGUUGUACCGAAAAGAGAACCCAUCCUCGCCGGCGGAUAGAAGUUGGGCGUUAAGGGCGUGAUCGUGGAUUGCCUCCCCACAUUCCACCAUGCACUCAAGUGCAAAAAUCCUCUCGAAACAUCGUGUGAAGAACGACGGAAGGGUAGGAAAGUGAGAUGCUUCACCGCGAAGCGACACAAUCCAUCCUUCCAAUCAUAGUGGGCAUUGUACAUCAUUACGGAGAUCCGUCGUCGACGAAUUUGUGCGUGCGCGUGUGUUUGUGUUUCUCGAAGUGCUUUCAUCCGGAUUUUGCGCACCGUGUGUGAGAUCUUCACAGCAUCACCAUCAUCGUCAUCGCCCGGAGAAAGAGCAAAGCGGAUCGGCAGCAGCAACACUUGACGCGCGCGCGUCGCUUACGGAAAUAAACGCUCAUUGUUGGAUCUCGUGGCAGUGUUCUCGCGCCAGUGUGUGUUUCGAUCCGAAAACAACCCGCGCAAAGGGAAAAACGGCCACUCUAAGGGCAGCGCACACAUACAGCGCACGUUUGGGUUAAAAAAGUGCUUCCGUCAGGUUUUGAAGCGAACGCAAGAGUUCGACGAGAGAGUUGCACCACCUCCGAAGGGAAAUAGUAGGCCGUGCCGUGGCGCUUAAGGGUUGCGCAGCAACAGCAAGUGACGUGAAACCAUAACAACACGGCGAAGACGAAGAGUGUGUUUGAGUGUUGCAUUUGCAGAACCGUUUAAAAGCAUCCGCAAAAUGCUGGAAUCGAUGAUCAUGAACCGAAUCUUUCGGUACUUCAUGAAGUUCCACGGGUACUUCAUCGCGUUCUGCACGAUCUUCUUCACCUCCGUCAUCAUCGUGAGCUCGUUUAUGGGCCGGGACGUACACGACGAACCACUGUUCGUCGAGGAAGAAUUCGAGCCGGUGCUAAAGUUUCCCGUACUGAUACAGCUCGAAUCGGUCCUCUGGUUGACGGCAUCGGUGAUGCUGGUGGCCGGACUGUACAAGGAAAGCAAGAAUUACAUCACCCCGUUCCUGGCCCUCUUCAUUGCGGACGGUGUGGUCGUGAUCGUGCAGGAGACGGUUAACCUCUGCACGGGACGAAUGUCCGAGUUGGCCACGAUCGAUACGCGCCAGCUAGUUGUGAUGAUAUUGGCAAACGUGUACGUACUGGUCAGUUUGAUCGUGCUCUAUCGGAUGUUUGGCAAGGAACCGCUGCCAACCACCCACAACAACUUCGUACGCUUCGACAACGAGCAGGACGUGGAGACGGGCGCUGGAACUGGGCCGGCAACGGUAGUUCCCACAGCACCGCCACCAGCAACCCUAACCAAUGUCAACGGUUCGUUGAACUCGUCCGGUUUCGCGAGUAACGGUGUCACAGCUCAGCACGCGACCUAGAGGGGGGGUGUGGAUGACUGGAUGACUCAUACGCACGCACAGACACACCCGAGAAAGCUAACCGUGCCCCGUGCGAACAUUAAAAUGCUAGUGAAAGUGAUGUACAUACUCGUUUUGUAAGUGUCGGUACGGAAUGUUUGUCGCGCAUACUCGUCGACAUGGUGAUCAAUUAUUCGCGAGCUGAAGGAGCCUGGAGCUGACGGAAGGAUGGAAUUGUUUCUGGUGGAAGGCUUUCUCAGGGAGGCGGUGUGACGACGAGCUGGGCCAGGAUGCCGCAAAUUCCACGCAGUCUGCAGUUGUAUAAAUAUCAACCGAUCGAAACCGAUGCAGCUGGUGCUUGAGGGUGCCGUAAUGUCCCUUCCCGAAAACAAACACGAACGAGCGCUGAUCGAUCCGAACAGUUUGCAGUCAAAUGAACAUCAUCAUCAUCAUGAGCGCGCUAAAGGGAAACUGAUCCACUGAUCAACGCACGUAUGUGCUACCUACCGACCGGAGUGCAGAAACACACUCACGUGCUUUACCACAAUUGGCCAAUUAGGGCAACGACUGCACGAGAAAUCCAGGGCUCGCUGCGUUUAUAUAGCGCUGUGCGUGUUCAACGUGAUCAUGCUGUCAACGUUCGCGUGUAAUAUAAUCAGCCCUGGGAAACGAUCCUCAACAGCGAGAGGAUCUCGAAAGGGUUGUGCGUGUUUUGUUGAUUGAGGACAUUAAACAGACUACCGAGUCGGAGCGCGUAAGACUCAUCUCAUGUGACAGAUGGCGUACCAUGCUCAGCGCUCUACGAAGGGAUCUAGCUUACAAAUCUGUCUAUCAAUGAACCGGCCACCGUUGUUUUAGCGAUGUAUUUAUGUUAUGUGUGUUACUAUUUUAUUUAGCAUCUAGUUUAGGGCUAGCGAUUACGUGUGUCGUUAUCAUCGUACCGUUAUUAGAGUAACAGUGACGUUACGUGAAGAAAAGGGUUUUUAGAUUAGGUGCACGAAACACAAACUGUGCAGAGAGCAGAACAGUAGAAGCUGUUUAACGCAUUGUAUGAUACAGGGUAGAAGUAGCAUGAUAUAAUCACAUUCCCUCUGUGGCCAGUACUACUAGUAGCGAAGAGUAGUAGUUUGGCUGAGAGUCGGUCUCUGAUUAGCCUCUCAAAAGCCUUCAACGGGUCGUUGAAAUUGGAGACCGAAAAUUUAGUACGCUAAAGGUCAUGAACAUAAAGUGCACCCGAAGCCAAAUACUACAAUAGAUAAAUAAACGUUGAAAGAGACGCACAAGAAGCGGUGCAGGAAACACAGGCGCGCUAGUUAAACAGACUACAGGACUGUUUGUUGAUACUAACAGGGUACCAACAGAAGAACGGAGCGCAAGAGAAGCAACAAAAUAUAGAACAUACAAUCGGAGAAGUGAAAAACCAAACGCUA